AUGGAGCCCCUGGCAGAGGAGGAACUUGAUGGGAAGCAGAUGUCGCAUUCUGCUGUUGCAGUCUGGUUGAAGGCGGCUCAAAGUAGACAAAAGAGCUAUACAGAUAAUCGGAGGAGGGAUUUGGAAUUUCAAGUUGGACAUCAUGUAUUUUUACGAAACUCGCCGUGGAAGGCAGUAAUGCGAUUCGGUAAGAAAGGCAAACUAAGUCCAAGGUAUAUUGGGCCAUUUAAGAUACUAGAGCGCAUUGACAAGACAACUUAUCAUUUGGCUUUACCACCUAGUCUAUCUCACAUUCACAAUGUGUUUCAUGUAUCCACGUUGAAGAAGUACAUGCCUGACCCAUCACACGUGUUAGAUUUCCAACCAAUCCGACUAAAGGAUGAUUUGUCUUAUGAAGACGAAGCCAUAGAUAUUAUGGACAAGAAGGAUCAAGUACUACAUUCUAAGACUGUACCACUAGUAAAAGUAUUGUGGAAGAAUCAUGCCUUGGAGGAAGCUAAUUGGGAGCGUGAGGAUGAUAUGAAUAUUCGAUAG
Molecule: messenger RNA, 534 nt
Organism: Camellia sinensis
Lineage: Eukaryota; Viridiplantae; Streptophyta; Magnoliopsida; Ericales; Theaceae
Source: RefSeq, a predicted model, not a curated record